Messenger RNA from Megalops cyprinoides (Indo-Pacific tarpon), 3428 nucleotides. Its product is annotated as hyaluronan and proteoglycan link protein 1-like. Gene Ontology annotation, biological process: cell adhesion. The transcript has 5 exons. Gene Ontology annotation, molecular function: hyaluronic acid binding. The record is from RefSeq and is a predicted model, not a curated record. Lineage: Eukaryota; Metazoa; Chordata; Actinopteri; Elopiformes; Megalopidae. The coding region runs from base 192 to 1250 and encodes 352 amino acids.
UGCAGAAGCGCUACCUGGCACAGCUCAUGGGUGCGUCAGCAUUCUAGGUAGAAAUGAAUGAAAAAUCAAUCAGCGCGACUGCAGUGCGAGCCCACGCAACUCUAACCUAGUUUGUGCAUGGCUCUGUCCACACGCCCCGAGCAGGUGCAAGUACUCUUUAAGAUGCGAAGAGGCCCCUCGGUGCUAUAAAAAUGAACUCCCUACUCUUCCUUGGACUUGUGUCCCUGAGCCUGGCUGACAACUUUGACCACGCAUACAGCGACCUGGAACAUUACAGAACCAUCUACAUCUCAGAAAAUGGCCCCCGCCUCUCGGUGGUGAUGGAACAGGCCAAAGUGGUCUCCCGUCGGGGUGGGAACGUCACCCUGCCUUGCAAGUACUACCGUGAGGGCGCGGCCGCUGCCAACCCUAAGCUGAGGAUCAAGUGGACCAAGUUGACGUCAGAUUACUUGAAGGAGGUGGACGUCUUUGUGGCCAUGGGCUUCCACAAGAAGAGCUAUGGCAGAUUCCACGGCAGGGUCUUCCUCCAGGAGGCCGGCGAGAACGAUGCCUCGCUGGUCAUCACCGAGCUCACACUCGAAGAUUACGGCAAGUACAAGUGCGAGGUCAUCGACGGCCUAGAGGAUGGCACCGGAGUGGUGGCCCUGGAUUUGGAAGGGAUUGUGUUCCCCUAUUUCCCCCGCUUGGGGCGCUAUAAUUUGAACUUCCACGACGCGGAGAAGGCCUGCGAGGACCAGGAUGCAGUGGUGGCCUCCUUCGACCAGCUGUACGACGCCUGGAGAGGGGGGCUGGACUGGUGCAAUGCGGGCUGGCUCAGCGACGGGUCUGUGCAGUACCCCAUCACCAAACCACGGGAACCAUGCGGGGGCAAGGACACCGUCCCCGGCGUGAGGAACUACGGCCUACGUGACAAGGAGAAGAACCGAUACGAUGUGUUCUGCUUCACUUCUAACUACAGAGGUCGUUUCUACUAUUUGAUACACCCGACCAAGCUCACGUACGACGAGGCCGUCCAGGCAUGCCGGAAAGACGGGGCCCAGAUCGCCAAGGUGGGGCAGAUGUACGCCGCCUGGAAGCUGCUAGGCUACGACCGCUGCGACGCCGGCUGGCUGGCCGACGGCAGCGUGCGCUACCCCAUCUCGCGGCCCCGGAGACGCUGCAGCCCGACGGAGGCGGCCGUGCGCUUCUCGGGCUUCCCCGACAAAAAGCACAAGCUGUACGGCGCCUACUGCUUCAAGGCGUACAACUGAGAGAAGCGCGACUUGAGUAUUCAUUUCAAAAACGACAAAACACAUGGGAGUUACACUUAGUACGAAAGCAUUCAAACUGUGAUAACUUUUUUUUUUUUAAAUAAUGUCAGACAAGAGGUAAAGACAAAGGAUCAUUUUCAUAUGGUAAAGGACAAAACUUUUUUUUUGUAAACGGAAACAAAAUGUUAUGUCAUUGUUUAUCACUCUCAGAUAUUUUAAAUUAAUGUAAUUUUAUCAGGAGAACUAGAUGACAAAAAUAGCAUAGCAGAAACUGGGAAGGAAGUGGGGGGAGAGGGGACUGAUUUACAUUACCCCAAUAGUUAUCAACAGGGCAUGCAGUAGCUUGAAGAUCUUGUUGGGACUGAACAAAAAAAAACAGUAAAGCUUCUCAAAGUGGGACCUGAUACUUUUGGGCAGCAGUGUUGUUGUUUUUCAAUGAUGUGUAGGAAAUCAACAAGUACAGAAAUUUUAUGGAGAGUGUGCCAUCUGCAGUAUGUGUUUGCACAAGAAUAAUGUUGUUUAAAAUGGAUCAACCGCUCACAUAUCAGAGUGAGCAGAAGUGUAAUCAGUCUCAAAUUUAUUUCUAUUCUGAGGCAUUGGACUUCAUGUAAAAGUUAGCACAAUAAGUAGAAAGCACCUUUGCUCUCUUCUGUCUGCCAUCUCUCUGGGGUGCUAUAUGGUAUACACUUGAUGUACUUUAAUCAUACCUUUGUGUAUUUUGUUUUCAAGUACAGUAUUAAUGUAUGUGGACCAAACUGCCAUAUUUACAUCUCAAACAUAUUACUACAAACAGUUGCAUAAAAUAAAAAGCCAUAGUUGGAAUUGUUAACUUACUUGCCUUUUUUAAAUGUGGCUUUCUGCCUGUCAUUUGGUCAACAAAUCUCUCUAUGAAUUUCUCUGAAAGAGGCAUGCAUUUUUCUAGUGUUGUUCACUUUUAUCAUGACAUCUAAUUCCAUCGGAUUAUGUUUUCUCCAAUGUUCUUAAUUUAGAUAUUUCAAUAGAUGCAGUGAUACAGUACACUCUGUCCCCAGUACAGCCAAUAAAAAUGAAAAGAAAAACCUUGCACAAAGCUCUGGUAGUAUGUCACAGCAUUCAUUUUCACCAAGGAAAGUAAACGCGAACAGCCAUGCAUUGGAACUCAGUAGCUGCACAAUAUCCAGUAUCGUUCUCACUGCCUAUUCAAUGGUCAGUAUUGCUUUGGGAAAGGAGUGACUGUUGCUGACCUUGUUACAACUUCUGAUAAAUGUCAAACCCUAGUGGCUGUUGCUAACACUGGAAUUAGAAACCCGUGUGGGCCCUUUAGCAAUAAGUGACCUGCUGCUAAUGAGGGAUGUCACUGCACCUGCUGACUGCAUGAUACAGGAAUGGCUUACACUAGUGGAAAGUACAUAGUCUUGAGGUGGGGAACCACACUAAUUUCCUCUGUUCCCUCUUCCUUCUCCACAGGUGAUGACAGGUACUAAUAGGGUGCCAACUAAAAUGCAAGAUUUCCUUUUAUGUAUUUCAUCCUCACUGGUAGGGUGGAAAUAAAAUUUUAUAGAUUUGAAAACAUUGCCCCUCCUGUAAAAGUAUCGAGUUACCUUUGAGUAGCUUUCCUGUGAAGUUUAUUUUCUUUUGUUUUGAUUUGAUUUUACCUUUCCAAAGGUAACUAUGUUAAUGAUAAUACAAAAUGAAUUUUUAGCAGCAUAAAUCAUAAACUCAGGGCAGUUACCAAAACCAACUGCUGGACAGAGACAGUGCAGAUUGAAAAAAAGAAGCAGCUUGAUAUUUGUUAGUUUUGAAAAAAAAUGUUAUAAUCCUACCAAAUAUGUUACUGAAAGUAUUUUAAUGUUUUCUUUGUGUCAGCAUACUGUGAAGGUCACAGUUUUGGAAAUUCAGGGCGGAAAGAACUGAUUUCGCUCGCUGAUUAUUUGUUAACUCUAGCCACUAUAGAUAGUGUUUAGAAAACAAUUACGGUCGACAAGGAUUCAAGAGGCAAGAAUUGCAGCAAUACGAAGAAGUGCUUGUUGCUUGUGUCAUUGUCAGCUUUAUUUUGCUUGCUUCUUUCAUCCAGCAAGUGUACAGAUUGACUGGCAAAUAUGGGCAGACCAACCCCAACAAUCAGCAAUGUAAUGUCACAAUGCAUUUGAAAGCCACAAUGCUCAAAACGAACAUUUAUUUCCCAAUUAUUUUUUGUGU